AUGUACGACUAUGCGCUGGUCCACGUCGUUUACACCAUCCCCAUAGCCAUAGCCCUGUCCAUAAUUCUGGGCCCCCUGUUCACCCGGAGGGAUGGGUACAAGAUCCUCUUCCUGCAGGUCAUUGCAGUCUCGUACACCAUUCCAUGGGAUUCGUAUCUUAUCAGAACGAAGGUUUGGACAUACCCGGCAGAUGUGAUAGUAGGGCCAAAGCUUCUGGACAUCCCUGCCGAGGAGGUCUUUUUCUUCGUAGUUCAGACCUACAUUACGACAUGUCUGCAAAUCCUGCUCUGCAAAUCUAUUGUCACAGCGACAUACCUCCGCAACGAGGCAGACCCCAGGGAUACAUCCGGUGCCGCCCUCCUGCCUCGGAAAAGGAUAGGCCAAAUCAUUCUCGCGCUAGCUUCUGUGCUGCCAAUACUGUUACGGGGUAGCAGUGCUGAAGGCACCUACAUGAGAUUGAUCCUUGGCUGGGCUGCACCGGUGAUGUUGAUGCUUUGGACAUUCUCCUAUCAGUUACUGCUCCUUUUGCCUUGGACGAAGACGUGGCUGAUCAUUGCCCUGCCGACUCUUUACCUCUGGAUCGUUGAUACCCUUGCUCUCCGUCGGGGAACAUGGUCCAUUGAGCUGGGCACCAAACUGGGCAUCCAUGUUUGGCCUCAUUUGGAGAUUGAGGAAGCUGUAUUCUUUCUCAUCACAAACACCCUUGUUGUCUGGGGUUCUAUCGCGUGCGACAAUGCCUUUGCCAUCCUUGAUGCCUUUCCACAGCACUUUCCGGUGGUCCCAUCCAUUCCCUCGCCACUGUUAUUGAUUCAAGCAUUACUCUUGCCCACCAGCAAGUACGACAGUGGCCGUCUGCAUGGUUUGCAGAACGCCCUAACGGUGCUUGCACAAAAGAGUCGAUCCUUCUAUCUCGCCUCUGGCGUCUUCUUUGGCCGGCUUAGGAUUGACCUCAUCUUACUGUAUGCCUUCUGCAGAGUGGCAGAUGAUCUGAUUGACGAUGCUCCCUCUGCAGAAGAGGCAGACAUGUGGGUCAAGCACUUCACCCACUUCCUCGAUACGAUCUAUUCUUCAAAGUGUGAUCAGGCACGAUUGGAAGCGGCGUUGGCACCUUUCUCGCCAAGGGCACAAUCCAUCCUUGUCCUCUUGCCCUCGGAGAAGCUACCCUCUCAACCUCUAUAUUUGCUCUUGGAAGGAUUUCGAAUAGAUCAAGAGUUUUUCGCCAAAGACGCAAAGGAAAACCCUCCCAUCAAGGCCUUCAGCGAUCUCGAGCGGUACGCCACGUGUGUAGCUGCGACAAUAGGCGAGCUAUGCCUCAGUCUCGUCUACGAACACAGCCCCGACAAGCAAGCCGACUCCGCUACAAUAAAAAGAUGUGUGGAGGCAGGUACCAAAAUGGGACGAGCACUGCAAUACGUGAAUAUUGUGCGAGAUGUCCAAACUGACGCCGAGGUCGGGAGGUGUUACAUCCCCGACGAGUGGUUUACCAAGUCAUCUACCUCAUCGCCUGCUGCUCAGCAGCAAGAAAUCCUACGCCUCCGAGAAAAGAUCCUAAAUACAGCCUUCGAAAUCUAUGCCGGAAAUAGGGACGCCAUCGAGCAGCUACCUCCAUAUGCUCGGAGUGGCAUUCGUGUCGCGGUCGAGAGCUACAUGGAGAUAGGAAGGAUGUUGCGGCACCGCAUCAAUCAGGGACAACCACUGGACUUCGCUGGGGGUGGAAAGAAAGGACGAGCCAGUGUGCCCAGAUCACGCAGAGUCUGGGUGGGCUGGAGGACCCUGGCGGGAUGGAGGGGUCCAGCGUAA
This is a messenger RNA of Exophiala spinifera, 1800 nucleotides long. RefSeq lists its product as uncharacterized. The record is from RefSeq and is a predicted model, not a curated record. Gene Ontology annotation, biological process: biosynthetic process. The transcript is spliced from 5 exons. Lineage: Eukaryota; Fungi; Ascomycota; Eurotiomycetes; Chaetothyriales; Herpotrichiellaceae. Bases 1 to 1800 code for a protein of 599 amino acids. Gene Ontology annotation, molecular function: geranylgeranyl diphosphate synthase activity; intramolecular lyase activity.